ACACUUCCACACACACUGCACGCUUUACGAGAGAGCAGAGGAACAGAGGGGAAUUCGUGUUUAGCUUUCCUGUAGCUUCGGUUGCUCCGCUCCAUCCAUGGCCGAUCCAGCCGAGGAGACCGUCGCCGCGCCCCCGCCGACCCCGGCAGCGCCCGCCGAGGCCGGCCUGGCCCCGCCGCCGUCGGUGGAGCCGACCGCGGAAAAAGAGGCCGAAGCCUCGCCGGAGAAGGUGGCCCCGCCUGCGUCUGCGCCCGACACCACGGUGAGGUCCCGCGGGUUCAAGCUGCUCGGGGAGGACACCUCCGUGCAUAAGGUGCUUGGAGGCGGUAAAGCUGCUGACGUACUGUUAUGGAAAGACAAGAAGACAACUGCUGUAGUGAUUGGUGGCACAACUGUCCUAUGGGUUUUGUUUGAAGUACUUGAUUACCACCUCUUAACUCUGAUAUCCCAUGUGAUGAUUGGAGUCCUGGCCGUCUUGUUUCUGUGGUCCAAAGCUAUGACCUUUAUCAAGAAGAGUCCGCCGGAUUUUCCUGUCAUUCAGAUAUCUGAAGAUGCGGCUGUGAAUGUGGCACGGGCAUUGCGCAAUGACGUCAACAGGGCCCUUCAUUUGUUCCGGGAGAUCGCACUGGGGCAUGAUCUGAAGAAGUUCCUUGGGGUCAUUGCUGCUCUUUGGGUCCUCUCUGAAGUAGGAAGCUGCUGUGACUUCCUCACCUUGAUAUACGUUGCUGUCCUGAUGAUCCACACCAUACCGAUCUUGUACGACAAGUACCAGGACAAGGUGGAUCACUUCGCCGGGAAGGCCCAUACCGAAGCACGCAAGCACUACGAGGUGCUGGAUACCAAGGUUCUGAGCAAGAUACCCAGGGGACCGGCAAAGGCAAAGAAGCAAACCUAGAAGGCUGGUUUCUCAAUUCUCAUGCAUGCAUGCUGGGUCGUUUGUGGUUCCUAAUGACAAGAUACCGCUAUUUGCAUUGUGAUGUGCAUGUAUCUAGCUACUGUAUAUGACUAUGCAACCCUAAAAGCUUUCGAAUGCUACGUUUCCACUACUGCUGUUCCUUGUAGAUACAUCUGAUGUUGUGUUAUGUAUGUUCUUAAAUCAAAGCCCUGCUGAAUGCAGCAGCCACUAAUUUAUUUA
This is a messenger RNA of Lolium rigidum, 1135 nucleotides long. RefSeq names its product reticulon-like protein B2. The record is from RefSeq and is a predicted model, not a curated record. The transcript has 5 exons. Lineage: Eukaryota; Viridiplantae; Streptophyta; Magnoliopsida; Poales; Poaceae. The coding region runs from base 98 to 895 and encodes 265 amino acids.